AUGGGUCCCUCGGUGCCUCCUUGCCUGUCCUUGCAGCAGACGUUCAGAAUAGCAGAGCCAGCAGAGGUCCUGGCGGAACAGGCACUGCCCUGGAGGUUGGCGGAGGGCGGGGAGAUUAAUUGCUCCUGCUCUCUUGGCCAGAGCGGGAAGCUAUGGGGCGGCCGGUUUGUGGGCGCCGUGGACCCCAUCAUGGAGAAGUUCAACGCGUCCAUCGCCUACGACCGGCAGCUGUGGGAAGUGGAUGUGCAAGGCAGCAAGGCCUAUAGCCGGGGCCUGCAGAAGGCAGGGCUCCUCACCAAGGCCGAGAUGGACAAGAUACUCCACGGCCUGGACAAGGUGGCGGAGGAGUGGGCCCAGGGCACCUUCAAACUAAAUCCCAACGAUGAGGACAUCCACACAGCCAAUGAGCGGCGUCUCAAGGAGCUCAUUGGUGAAACCGCAGGGAAACUGCACACAGGACGAAGUCGGAACGACCAGGUGGUCACAGAUCUCAGGCUGUGGAUGCGGCAGAACUGCUCGACGCUCUCUGCCCUCCUCCGGGAGCUCAUCAGAACCAUGGUGGACCGGGCAGAGGCGGAACGGGACAUCCUCUUCCCAGGGUACACACACCUGCAGAGGGCUCAGCCCAUCCGCUGGAGCCACUGGAUCCUGAGCCACGCCGUGGCACUGACCAGAGACUCUGAGAGGCUGCUGGAGGUGCAGAAGCGGAUCAACGUCCUGCCCCUGGGGAGUGGGGCCAUUGCAGGCAAUCCUCUGGGUGUGGACCGGGAGCUGCUCCGAACAGAACUCAAAUUUGGGGCCAUCACUCUCAACAGCAUGGAUGCUACCAGUGAGCGAGACUUUGUGGCCGAGUUCCUGUUCUGGGCCUCGCUGUGCAUGACCCAUCUCAGCAGGAUGGCUGAGGAUCUCAUCCUCUACGGCACCAAGGAAUUCAGCUUUGUGCAGCUCUCCGAUGCCUACAGCACUGGAAGCAGCCUGAUGCCCCAGAAGAAAAACCCAGACAGCCUGGAGCUGAUCCGGAGCAAGGCGGGCCGAGUGUUUGGACGGUGUGCUGGGCUCCUGAUGACCCUCAAGGGACUUCCGAGCACCUACAACAAGGACUUACAGGAGGACAAGGAAGCCGUGUUUGAAGUGUCAGACACCAUGGGUGCCGUCCUCCAGGUGGCCACUGGCGUCAUCUCUACGUUGCAGAUUCACCGUGAGAACAUGGUGCAGGCUCUUAGUCCUGACAUGCUGGCCACUGACCUCGCCUACUACCUGGUCCGCAAAGGGAUGCCAUUCCGCCAGGCCCACGAGGCCUCUGGGAAAGCAGUGUUCAUGGCGGAGACCAAGGGGGUCGCCCUCAACCAGCUGUCGCUGCAGGAGCUACAGACCAUCAGCCACCUGUUCUCGGGCGACGUGAGCCAGGUGUGGGACUAUGGGCACAGCGUGGAGCAGUAUUCUGCCCUGGGUGGCACCGCCCGCUCCAGCGUCGACUGGCAGAUCAGCCAGGUGCGAGCGCUGCUUCGGGCCCAGCAGGCCUAGGUCCCCCACCCCGCUCCCCAAUAAAGUGCGCCUCGAGGAGGCUGCUGCCUGUCUCCUGCC
Myotis brandtii (Brandt's bat) is the source of this 1584-nucleotide messenger RNA. RefSeq names its product argininosuccinate lyase (gene ASL). Lineage: Eukaryota; Metazoa; Chordata; Mammalia; Chiroptera; Vespertilionidae. The record is from RefSeq and is a predicted model, not a curated record. Gene Ontology annotation, molecular function: argininosuccinate lyase activity. Gene Ontology annotation, cellular component: cytosol. The transcript has 16 exons. Bases 1 to 1524 code for a protein of 507 amino acids.